Fulvia fulva is the source of this 333-nucleotide messenger RNA. RefSeq lists its product as uncharacterized. The transcript has 2 exons. Lineage: Eukaryota; Fungi; Ascomycota; Dothideomycetes; Mycosphaerellales; Mycosphaerellaceae. The record is from RefSeq and is a predicted model, not a curated record. Bases 1 to 333 code for a protein of 110 amino acids.
AUGCUCUUCACCUCCGCUCUACUACUCAUCGCCACAUCUGCCUUGGCUGCUGUUCUGCCUUGCCCAAAAGACAGCAGCAACGGCAAUGCCAUCUUCAUAGACCCACCCAUCAAGGCAACCUGCGCUGCCUACGAACAGCGCUGCUGCAAUAGAGGAGAUCAGGGCUGUCUAGACUCGGGGUAUGGCGAGCCUUGCUGCAGUUGGUACCAAAGCUGCUGGCCGAAAUAUGACUCGGCGGGUCGCCAUUAUGAAGAUAUCUGUACUGUCGCUCCCAUCAGGCUUGCCGAGAUGAUGUUAUCUAGGCGAAUGGUGGAGCAGGUUCGGAAGGAUUAG